This is a messenger RNA of Eubalaena glacialis (North Atlantic right whale), 1072 nucleotides long. It is a transcript of the gene HDIP1, whose product is annotated as chromosome 18 C16orf87 homolog. Lineage: Eukaryota; Metazoa; Chordata; Mammalia; Artiodactyla; Balaenidae. The transcript has 4 exons. The record is from RefSeq and is a predicted model, not a curated record. Bases 61 to 525 code for a protein of 154 amino acids.
CCGCCACCGCCACCGCCGCCGCCGCCACCGCCGCCACCGCCGCUGCCGCCAGAGAGGAGCAUGUCUGCAACUCGAGCCAAGAAAGUGAAGAUGGCCACCAAAUCAUGCCCCGAGUGCGACCAACAGGUUCCUGUUGCAUGUAAAUCAUGUCCCUGUGGUUACAUAUUUAUUAGCAGAAAACUUUUAAAUGCAAAACACCCAGAAAAAUCACCAUCUUCUACAGAAAACAAGCAUGAGGCCAAGAGGAGGCGAACAGAGAGAGUUAGGCGAGAGAAGAUAAAUUCUACAGUAAAUAAGGAUUUAGAAAACAGAAAGAGGUCUCGAAGUAACAGCCAUUCAGAUCAUAUCAGACGAGGAAGAGGAAGACCUAAAAGUGCAUCUGCCAAAAAACAUGAGGAAGAAAGAGAGAAACAGGAAAAGGAAAUUGACAUCUAUGCUAACCUCUCUGAUGAAAAGGCUUUCGUGUUUUCAGUCGCCUUGGCAGAAAUAAAUAGAAAAAUUAUUAAUCAAAGACUUAUUCUCUGAUAUUUGUCUGCAAAAUGUGUUGAAACUUUCUUCAGGAUUACAUCAGCAAAUUCUCAAACAGUUAUGAACUCCCAGGAGCAUUCUGACUGCAUCAAUAAGGGCCAUUGAUUGUUUUUUUUUUUUCUUUAUCAUUUAGCCUGUGGCACACUUUGGGAGCAAAGCUGCAGGCUUGGACUGUUCUGGGAUUUCCUUGUUUACCAAGGAGUAUUGUCAGUGUUUUGUGUUUGGGAUAUAGUGUAUUAACCACCCCCCAUCCCCCCCUGCUGAAAAAAAGAAAAAAAGCUGGAUGGCUUUUACAGGAUUAAGGGGUAGGGUUGGGAGUGGAAGUAAGAAAACUAGAGAAAUAAAAUGCUGGUUUGCAGGUUUGACACCAGGGAUGCAAUAUUUUAAAUACUUUGAAAAAGAGUGACUUAAAAAUAUAUAUUUCAGAUUUUCAGCACUAACAUUGCAUAUUUGCAGUUCAUUUAGUAAAUUGGCAAUUGAUAUUUUAUUGAUUGGGGAAUUAAUAAUAUAAACUGUAAAUUUUGUCUUAAAUUGAUUUUUUUCU